AUGGAAAUCAGGGACGAUGAACCCGACGAAAGUAAUCAAGGACAACUUCCAUCUUCAUCAGUUGCCUAUGAAUAUUAUAAAGAUGAUUUCAUUGUGGACGUUGACCGGACGAUCGGUGCGUUGUUGUCAUCGCUAAACUUGGAGAAUGCGCGGCAUCGCAGAACUUCUGAAGAAGAUGAUGAACUGCUGAGAGUCACUCAUCAACGAAUACAUUCUGUGAUUAUGCGAGAGCAAGAUGACUCUAGGCUCCCUCAUGGUUCAGUGCCGGCGCCUUCAUACUAUCCACGUCUUUUUAGUGCACUUGAUUGUAUUGUUAAAGAAUCUUUUGAUGAAGAAUAUCGAAAGGUGGCCAUAACUUUAGGUCUGGUGGAUUGCUUAGCUGAACUAUUGGUUUUAGAACUAGCUGUGUUUGAUUUCCCAACACGAAAUGAGCACCGAUCUCUGCGAAAGCUGAUCGCAAAUGCGCUAACCAAUUUGACAUAUGGUCAUGCAGCGAGUAAACGUCGUCUCUGCUUCUACUCUGGCUUUAUAGCGACUGUCGUUCUCAUUAUGAAUGAGGCAAAGAAUCUGGUGCAGGUUCGUAGUGGUUACAAUUCUUAA
Messenger RNA from Angiostrongylus costaricensis, 600 nucleotides. Lineage: Eukaryota; Metazoa; Nematoda; Chromadorea; Rhabditida; Metastrongylidae. The record is from the annotation of a GenBank genome assembly.